AAACCCGCGAAUUGUUCUACGUUUUUUCACACAACACACACUGGCGUAGAAAGGGUGAGACUAAUUGUCGCGCAAUUUCAAUCUAAAAUCCAAUCAGCUACGGAGCGUAGAAGAAAUCCAAUGACGGAGGACAGUUGCCCUAGGGUUGCAUCAUCAUCGGAAUCUGAUUCAUCGGUGACCAAACAAAGAAGAAAGAGAAAGUGGGAUCAGCCGGACGAAUCAUUGCUUUCUGCUGGAGUAGCAGUUCCAGGGAUACUCCCUCUAGCUAACAUGGGAUAUCUGCCCAUGCCUGCUGUCUCCUUAGUACCAGGGGCUCCUCUUGCAAUCCCUUUUUCCACUUCCAACUCCAACGCGCUACAAGUUAUUCAGGUGCCUUUGCAGCAACAUGCUGCUUCCAUCAUCCAAAAGCUAGUUCAACCGAAAAUCCAAGAUGAACUAAUAGCUAGAGAAAUUAUCAUAAACGAUGCUGACUCGGCUAUCCGGUAUAGGCUUACAAAGCGCCAAACUCAGGAAGAGAUUCAGAAGAGCACUGGAGCUGUCGUAAUCACUCGGGGGAAAUAUCAUCCACCUAAUGCCCCACCUAAUGGUGAGAGACCUCUAUAUCUCCACAUAUCCGCAGCCGCACAUUUAGAAACAACAGCAGAACGAAUUAAAGCAGUUGAUCAUGCUGCUGCAAUGGUGGAAGAAAUGCUGAAACAACCAAAUGCAAACAAUGGAGUUAAGGUUGAUCAUUUAUUAAGUACCUGUAUCUUUUUGGGAUUUGAGGUAGACCCAUCAGUAGACAUCGCUUCCUGCAUCCGUGGCCCAAAUGACCAGUAUGUAAACCACAUUGUGAAUGAAACAGGAGCAACUGUCUCACUAAGAGGACAGCGUUCUGGGUUCGCUGAAAAUGGACAGUGUGAAGAAACGCAACAACCUUUGCAUUUGUUCUUGUCAAGCAAUGAUGCAAAACUCCUUGAACGUGCUAAGCUCUUGGCAGAAAAUCUUUUGGAUACAAUUUGUGCUGAGUUUGGUUCAUCUAGGAUAUCUUCAUGUAAGGUGUAUGGUGCUGUUCCACCUCCACCUCAGUUGCAAGCUGGGGUCAACAGUCCUGGAAAUGCACCAAAACUCAAUAAUAUACCUGCUUUCACGGCAACUACCUCUGGUUUAAGCAUUAUUGCCUCUCAGGGUUCAGUAUCUCAAUCUGGAUUGCCAAAUUCUGUACUACCUCAGACAAACACUUGCUAUCCUCACGGGUUGACGAGUGGAACAAGCUAUAUUGGUUAUGGUGGAAUAUAUCCCCAAGUGACGCCUUUGCAACAAGUUGCUUUAGCCCUUAAGCACACGACUUCACCAGUUACUGCUACAAUUUCUCCUGCUAUCACAACAACACGCACAAGCAUAGACCCACCGAGAGAGGUGCCCUCCUUUGCGAAUGAUAAACGUUCCCAAAGACGGAAGUUCCAGGAGUUGCCUGCUGCUGCAAAAGGCCCUGCAAGCAUAAACCAGGUAUUUUCACUGACCUUCUAUGAAGCUUACAGGCUGGUACUGGACCUCUAUAUUGGAGAUUUGCAUGUCUCACAGGGUGCUAAAUUGACAUGGCAUGUGAUACUUUAUGCUGUUCCAUUGCAUCUUUCUGGUGCUGGUCGAGAUUCUGCUUAUUGGGUUAUAUCUAUUUAUGGCAUCUGAAUGAAAUGAUUAGCUGUUUCUGCAACUUACUUUUCGAAAAAUAUAUUGGAAGUCAAGUUCUCUUGUAGUUGCCUGGAAAUAAAAACUAUUGAUAGGAUAGUGCUCUGGCUUUUCUUAUAAACCAGUCAUCAUGUUUCAAAACCAUGUUUGGAGUAUCUUCCGUUACUUGUCCCCCCAUGUAUACCUCGGUGUGCGUAUAGAGUGUGCAUUCCUUCUUUUAGUCUAGAAGCUUGAAUAGUUUCUGAAUUUUCCCAUUUCCUAUAUUUAUAUUUGAGGCAGAAAUUCUGGUUUAUACUUGCAUUGCUACUUGUGUACAUGGUUUAUGACACCUUAUAUUUGCUAACUUGAGGGAUCUGUUGUUAUAUGCUUUCCCAGAAGAAAAAACAGGGAUCCGAAUUUCCCAUGCCACGUGAACUAACUUCACAUGUAGGUGUAAGAGAUAUUUCAGCUGUUCGAGAUUCUAAAAAUUCAUCAUCUUUUCAAAUGCCUCCUCCUCCUCCUAAGAGUUUACUGCCACCUCCUCCCCCGCCAAAGUUCGACUCAACACCGCAACUGCAUGUAAACA
Messenger RNA from Salvia splendens (bonfire salvia), 2233 nucleotides. It is a transcript of the gene RIK, whose product is annotated as RS2-interacting KH protein. Gene Ontology annotation, molecular function: RNA binding. The coding region runs from base 121 to 1668 and encodes 515 amino acids. The transcript is spliced from 11 exons. Lineage: Eukaryota; Viridiplantae; Streptophyta; Magnoliopsida; Lamiales; Lamiaceae. The record is from RefSeq and is a predicted model, not a curated record. Gene Ontology annotation, cellular component: nucleus.